Peromyscus maniculatus bairdii (prairie deer mouse) is the source of this 3312-nucleotide messenger RNA. RefSeq names its product homeobox C12 (gene Hoxc12). Gene Ontology annotation, biological process: regulation of DNA-templated transcription. The record is from RefSeq and is a predicted model, not a curated record. NCBI's taxonomy places the organism in Eukaryota, Metazoa, Chordata, Mammalia, Rodentia, Cricetidae. Gene Ontology annotation, molecular function: sequence-specific double-stranded DNA binding; DNA-binding transcription factor activity, RNA polymerase II-specific.
CGUGAGUAAGGCGGCCAAUGGGUGGCUUGUGCAGGUUUAACUAUGUUUAAUGUCAGAUAGCAAUAAAGUAGAAGCUGCCGGUCGGGCCCCGCGGAAAUGGGCGAGCAUAAUCUCCUGAAUCCUGGGUUUGUGGGACCGCUGGUGAACAUCCACACAGGAGACACCUUUUACUUCCCCAACUUCCGCGCGUCAGGGGCGCAACUCCCCGGGCUGCCUUCGCUGUCCUACCCACGUCGCGACAACGUGUGCUCGCUGCCCUGGCCGUCCGCCGAGCCGUGCAAUGGCUACCCGCAGCCCUAUCUCGGCAGCCCGGUGUCGCUCAACCCGCCUUUCGGCCGCACGUGCGAGCUGGCUCGCGUGGAAGAUAGCAAGGGGUACUACCGCGAGCCGUGCGCUGAGAGCGGCGGCGGGGGCCUAAAGCGGGAGGAGCGCGGGCGCGAACCCGGAGCAGGGCCCGGAGCAGCGCUGCUGCAGCUGGAGCCGUCGGGGCCGCCUGCUCUCGGCUUCAAGUACGACUACACGGCGGGCGGCGGUGGUGGUGACGGCGGCACGGGACCCCCUCACGACCCACCCUCGUGCCAGUCACUGGAAUCCGACUCCAGUUCGUCCCUACUCAACGAGGGCAACAAGGGCGCCAGCGCGGGCGACCCUGGCCCUCUGGUAUCGCCGUUGAACCCAGGCGGCGGGCUCUCAGCCAGCGGCGCGCCCUGGUACCCGAUCCACAGCCGCUCGCGAAAGAAGCGUAAGCCGUAUUCGAAGUUGCAGUUGGCGGAGCUGGAGGGCGAGUUUCUGGUCAACGAGUUCAUCACACGCCAGCGUCGGAGGGAACUCUCGGACCGCUUGAAUCUUAGUGACCAGCAGGUCAAGAUUUGGUUCCAGAAUCGGAGAAUGAAAAAGAAAAGACUUCUGCUGAGGGAGCAAGCUCUCUCCUUCUUCUAGGAGACAGGACACGCGUGCUAGCCCCAGACUGAGCUUGCCUUGGUGAAGCAAGAGGGGCGCAGCCUGGGACACAGUCCCGCUUACAACGCCAGGCCUCUGGCAGGCUCUCCCUGGACGUCUCUUGUCUGUUUUGUUCGUGGUUCCCUCCCACACACACCCACCCCCAGCAGGCCCUGCGGGUCCCGAGAGAAGGGAAUAAACCUAGCCUGAGAAGGCAGAAGCCCAGAGGGGCAAGGGCAAGCUGGGACACUGUGGAGGGGUGGUGCAUUUGAGGCCGGACUGGAGUGCCGGGCCUCCCGCUGAGGUAGUGGGAAAGUUCUCUCUCUCUCUCUCUCUCUCUCUCUCACAGACACACACACACACACACACACACACACACACACACACACACACACAACCUUCCUCCACCUCCCUUUCUGGUCUUAAGUCUGUAUACUUGGAGGACCAGACAAGGUUGGUGGUAGUGGAAUCAAGGUGCCCAAACUCAAACUCAUAAUUGACGGAGUUGAGAGGUGGGAGCUAGAACAGAGAGGAUCAGUGGACAGAGUUGGGGGUGGGGGUAGAGAACUGUGGCAGAGUUAGAGGAAGCUGGGGACCGACCAAGGAGGAAAUGUGGUAUGAGAGAAUGGUCCGGGGUCUGCACGUCUGAGUCCUCCAGGCCUGAGCACUGGGUUGGCUGAAGUGUCUGCAUUUGGCAGACUACCUUGAAGGAAGUAAAUUAAUCAGCUUUAGGUCCUCUCCCGGAGGGAUCUAGAAAAGUCUCAAGGACCUCAGCUGGCUGCUAAGUUCCCCCAGCUUGUCCCAGGCAAACACAGCUCACAGGUGUGCUAGCCACUCUUUCCUUCACUUAUGCGGCUGCGGCUGCGUGCGGAUUGGAAGCGGCAAAGCGGGAACUGAGAACCAAACUCACACGGAGGGGGGUUCUGUAGCCACCCCCAGAGACCCCCACCUGGCCCUCCAGGAAGCCCAAAGAGGUGGUGGAAGGGGUUGCGGAGAGCGGCAUUGAUUGGCAGGGAGUGUUUCCGGCAACUACAGCAGCGGCCCGCUGAUUCUCUCUUCCCGCUGGCGUUCACGGUCACGGCCGGCCGGCCGAAGGCUGGACCGGCGUAAUUUACGAGGCGGGAGGAGAAUCUGCCCUUAAAGGGGCUACGGACAGCAGAGGCCCCGCUCAACCCGAUUCCCAGGCUGGUGACAAUGCAGGAGGGAGAGCUGCAAUUCCCCACCCAACUCCUUUCUCUCUAUCCCCUACCCGCCCCCCAACAUCGCCCUUUGUCUCAGGAUCCGCUGCCUCCGCCUCCCGCCCAGCUAGCCACCGAGUACUGGGGCCAGAGCUGAAGAAGGAGGGGCGCAUCUCCAGGUCCAGUUGGAGACCAAAAAGGAAGGCUUUUUAUGCAUAGAUCCUUUCAGCCUCCAGCCCCAGACCCAAAGUUCCGAGGCUAGCCAGCCGGCUCUGGAAAGAACAGUCGAGAUAACCCACCAGCCCUCCUGCACCCUGUUUUUACUCUUCCCAUCUGCUGUCUUACUCCAGUGGAAACACAGGGCUGAGAAGCAGGAGACUGACAGAGCUGAGUGCAGCUUGGGCAGUGUGAAACUGCCCACUGAGGUGAGGGGAGUCUUCCCACUCUCCAAGGGCAAGCCACAGAAUGUUGGGCUCCCCCAGUAGCACAUGGCUUCAAGUUUGUUUACAGGGUUGUUCAGAGAAACAAGCAAAUGUAUAUACACACAGAUGAGCCCAACAAACCAUUGGGUCCAAACCCUCUCCCCUCUACACUUGCAAGCAGGCAGCUUCUUGGUCUCCAUUUGGCUCAAUAGAGAGGAGAUACAAUCACAUGCCUUGAUCCUCCAUUGGGCACCUGACACAUCUUGCCAUCCACUACACAUGUUCAUCUAUGUACAAGUUCCCAGAAAACAUCUCACUCCAGCUGUCCACACAAUCUCUGUGGGCUGGCUGUGGGGAUGAAGUACUAUCCCCCCCCCCAUCUGUAUCCCCUUGUGCAGCUCUCCAGUGACUGGUGGGCUCUAGAGUGUUGGAUUCAAGCUCCACAACUCCGAUUUGAUUCCUAAAGCCUGGUAGGAAAGAGACUAGAAGACUCCAAAAAGAAGGGGGCAAAGUUAUGCAAUAUUCUCUUUCCUUUGCUUUAAACUUGACUUCUGUGAACUUCUUUGUCGGUAUCUGUCCUGUUGAUUGUGUCUCUAGUACCUACUGUAGUUCCUUGGUAGUCAGCAUCCUCUACCUCUGUCCCCAGAUCUGUGUAGUGUACCCCCCUAUUCAAGCAUCUGUCUUUAGCACGUUUUCCCUUUAUAUAGUCCUUGUACAGAGCUGCUUCAUCAUGUUAAUAUUAAUAAUUAAAACAUGGAUGUAUGACGAUGUGA